This is a messenger RNA of Echinostoma caproni, 462 nucleotides long. The record is from the annotation of a GenBank genome assembly. Lineage: Eukaryota; Metazoa; Platyhelminthes; Trematoda; Plagiorchiida; Echinostomatidae.
AUGCUGAGUAGAUUUCACUGGGUCCAAUGCAAUACCGUGAGAAUCAGUGCACAAGAAUGUUCGGAACAACCGGAGAAACCGCUGACUUUAGCCGGAGUGGUUGUGUACGGCGGGACAACAUUGGGUCGAACUUUGUGCUAUUUUGCCCCGGAAAGCUCGCUACAGUAUGUCGCAAUCAAAAUGGACAAACUGGAACUGGCCAAAAGUUUGGGCCAAUGUCCCAGACUGAUGCUGUUCGAAUAUUCGUCUGUACGCGAAGAGCUGAUUGAUAAUACCGACCCGAACUUGCGAUUUCAUGCCAAUUGUUCCAACUACGAGAAACUGCGACAAUUCACGCUGCAGACAUCGUCACCCGGAUUGAAAUUACAAAUGCUGUAUGAUCCGUUCAAUGCGCCCGUUUCCGAACUCUACUACGAGUUCACCCUAACCAGUUUUGGUGAGUCUGGGUUCCAUUCCAUUUGA